GAAGGCGAAGGCGAAGGCGACGACGGGGGAGGAGGCUUUUCCUUUCUCCUUUUAUCUCCUAAAAGAUGCCGAAGCACUACCGGCCCCCGGGGAAGAAAAAGGAAGGAAACGCGGCGAAGUACAUCACGAGGACGAAGGCGGUUCAUUAUCUUCAAGUUAGUCUGUCCACCUUCAGGAAACUAUGCAUUCUCAAAGGUAUUUUUCCACGGGAACCGAAGAAGAAGGUGGAAGGGAACCACAAGACUUACUAUCACAUGAAGGAUAUCUUGUUUCUCGCCCACGAGCCUCUACUCGAGAAAUUCAGGUACUACUCCUUUGAAAAAGGGAGCUUUAUACAUUAUAUAAUCAGGUUGGUGUAUUUGCUAAACAUUGUGUCUUAA
Musa acuminata subsp. malaccensis (wild Malaysian banana) is the source of this 380-nucleotide messenger RNA. The record is from RefSeq and is a predicted model, not a curated record. NCBI's taxonomy places the organism in Eukaryota, Viridiplantae, Streptophyta, Magnoliopsida, Zingiberales, Musaceae.